GGCUGGCGUGGGCAGUUUGUUCCUUUGAGCGGAUGUGUUAACGAGUGUGGGUUCAUUUCUCCUCGUCAGGACGUUGAUCAGCCCGGAAAGAAACUAUCACUAACAAUCAUGAUCCUGAAAAUUAUUGUGUGUGUCGCGUGUGUUCAGGCGGUGGCAGUGGGCGUAGUGAGUGGCAAGAGUCUGUUGCUGCAGCCACGCCACCCACUCCCUUUUACCGCUGACCAAGCACCACUGAUAGCCAGAAUUGGACCACACGAUGCCAGACACCCUGAUAGCCUCCACCACCAUGCCGGCCACGUCUCAAGCUCCUUCAGCGGCAGGCACGGCGGAAAGGGAUCAGUGGACGGGUGUCCCCUGUGUCCCGCCUCUCAUGAGAUCUCCCCCUGCGCGUGCCGUUGUCUGAAUGACACCGCCGCCACGAUCGAGUGUGGACCCGAGCUUGCGUCAUGCUCGCAGCUCACCGAAGUGAUGAGCCUCAACUCCUACCCCGUCAACACCUACCUCAGGUUGGUGGUGGCCGACACGAACCUGGCCUGCAAGCUGGAGAAGGCUCUGUGGGGCCGGCUGGUGUUUCAGGAGAUCGAGAUAAUCAACAAUAUGUUCCAGGCACUCGACAAUCGUGCCUUCCAGCCCUUCAGCGCCACGCUAACCACGCUCAACCUGGGAGGGAACACCCUACAGGAUGUUUACUUCUCCACUCUGAGCGACACGCCGCUGCUAAGAUUCCUGACGCUGAGCUACAACAAAGUGGACUUCUUGCCGGGAUACUCCGCCAUGACCUUGCCGCUGCUGGAGACCUUCGACGCCUCCUACAACAAGAUUAGGAAGAUUAUCGCCGAAACCUUCGCCGGAAUGCCUAGGCUGCAGAAGAUAGAUAUGAGCAACAACGCCAUCACCAAGGUGUACGCCAGAGCCUUUGCUUUCCCCCAGCACGACGCCAGCAGUCUCGUCGUUAACCUUUCUAACAACGCCAUCUCCUCCAUUGAGCCUGGGGUGCUGGAAGGCGUGCGUGUGUGCACUCUUGAUCUGCGGAAUAAUCAUCUUAUAAAUCUCCCUGAGGCAGUGUAUCGGCCCAUCAUCGACUUCACAGCAGCCUCGGCCAUCUUCUGGACUAAUAACAAUCCCUUCGACUGUGACUCCCACUUCUGCUGGAUCGCCACCAACCAGACAGUGAGCGGGACCUUCAACACCGUGCUCUGUCCCAACCUGGGCAACUACCCCGUGGAGGUGAUCACCCCCAUGUGCAGCAUCCUGCCCAACACCACCACGCCCCGGUACUCCAGGAGCCGCGGCCAUCCCGCUCACCCUGCACCCUUCAGAAAGAGCCAAGUUUCCACUGCAGUUCGGAAUCUUCGCCGUCCAUUUCUCCGGCGUCCGUAGUUUUCCUCACUAAGGCGACACUGUUGCUUCUUAUAAAGGUCUUCCUUUAAUUUUGUGCAUGCGUGUAGUUAGUAGAAUAAAGAGAGAGAGAGAGAGAGAGAGAGAGAGAGAGAGAGAGAGAGAGAGAGAGAGAGAGAGAGAGAGAGAGAGAGAAAGAGAGAGAGAGAGAGACUAGGGAUGCCUGGCUUGUAUUGCCGGGGGUGCUGAGUUGGUCGGGCCGUCCUGACGGUCUGAGAAGUUACAGCGGGAUGAAAAAUAAUGAACCAAGGAGUAGAUUUUUGGUGUGCCUAUCUGUGUAUUUAUGUACCAUUAGGCUGGCAUCUCCCUUAACUCCUUCAGCACCACGGCAUCAGUUUAACUUUAUUAUAAAUAUUAACAGAAUCCCUGAAGCUCACGAUGAUGGUAUGUUUUAAUGAUUAAGAGAUUAAAAUAUAUAAUCUCUAGUUUAUAUCCUUGUUUCUUCUUUCUAACAACUAGUGAUAGCGUAAGUCUGUAAGUGGUGUGUAGCAGCGUAUGAGAUGUGGUGGAGUAGCCGAGAGAGGAUGCCUGCGUGCGUAUACACUGAAUCUGCAUUCCUACUAAUCUUAGCCUGUGUUGUAUGUCAUAUUAAAUUCGUUCCGUGCAUUACCACGCUGCGCCAGAAUCAGCUGCGCAGCACUCUGGCGCAGUCAUGAUACUGUAUCCUUGACAGUGAUGAUCUUGUAUUUGUGGCUGAUGUCUUUUAUUUUUAUUUUCUUUCUUUCUUUCUUUCUUUUAUCAUUGUUUUAGAGAGAGAGAGAGAGAGAGAGAGAGAGAGAGAGAGAGAGAGAGAGAGAGAGAGAGAGAGAGAGAGAGAGAGAGAGAGAGAGAAGUAUUUCAAAUGCAGAUGCCUAUGAGUUAAAUUUUAGGCAGAAAGGAAACUUGAUUACCAUAUUUUUUUCAACAGUUGUGCUGGGCAAAGUCAGUCAUAUAUCGCUCAGGGAAAUAUCUGAGCGUGAGAUGUAAGCAGAUUAAUGUGCGCAGCUGGCUUGAAUAUCUGUUGGUAUUAUCGUGUCUCCGCUUCCCUUUCCUCUUAGCAUACACAACUCUCCUCCACCAUGCUGAGGUGCCGGUCCAUCCCUCUUGCAUGUCGCUAAUAUACGAGCAAUGUAAGAUGUAAUUAUCAUGGCAUCAACAACUUCUUUCUAUACUGUUUUGUAAACGUUUCAAGUUGUAUUGUAGUGAGCAGCAGCUAUCAAGUCUCCCUAAUGUAAUUUACCAGUCCUGAUCUGGCUUUUUUGCCAGCAGCUGGGUGACAGCGAGGCCUGGCGUGCACAAUUAUAUGGCAACUACCGACAUAUGGAAUUC
Scylla paramamosain (green mud crab) is the source of this 2706-nucleotide messenger RNA. Its product is annotated as oplophorus-luciferin 2-monooxygenase non-catalytic subunit-like. NCBI's taxonomy places the organism in Eukaryota, Metazoa, Arthropoda, Malacostraca, Decapoda, Portunidae. Bases 109 to 1380 code for a protein of 423 amino acids. Gene Ontology annotation, molecular function: protein binding. The transcript is spliced from 7 exons. The record is from RefSeq and is a predicted model, not a curated record.